AUGGCGAUGAGACUGACAUCGCUAAAACGCGCCGCGGUUGAGUCAUGCCGCAUCCUGGAAGCUCGAAGCUUGAGUCACAUUGCGGCGAUGCCUUCGCCCUUUAACAGCGUCAUCGAUCGCCCCAUCGCUAUGCCGCCGCUGGUUUCGCCGGAGUUCGAUCAGAAUCAACCAGGUUCGAUCGAUGAGAAGAGCUUAGGAUUCGGGCUGCCUAGUUUUGCUUUCAGUGGAUCCAUGGAGCUAAUGGCUGUGCCUAAGAAGAAGACUUCUAAACACAAGAGAGGGAUAAGAAAUGGGCCAAAGGCUCUUAAGCCUGUUCCUGUGAUCAUCCGUUGCAGGAGUUGUGGACGAGUUAAGCUGCCGCAUUUCUUCUGUUGCAGCGGUGAGCGGGUGAACCCUACUGAGCAAGGCAAUUAG
This is a messenger RNA of Microthlaspi erraticum, 414 nucleotides long. The record is from the annotation of a GenBank genome assembly. Lineage: Eukaryota; Viridiplantae; Streptophyta; Magnoliopsida; Brassicales; Brassicaceae.